This is a messenger RNA of Rotaria sp. Silwood1, 879 nucleotides long. The record is from the annotation of a GenBank genome assembly. Lineage: Eukaryota; Metazoa; Rotifera; Eurotatoria; Philodinida; Philodinidae.
AUGUCCAUUGAAAAUAACAAUGGACAAAUGUUUGAAACCAAUCAGCCAUGUGCACCCACCUUUUUGGUCGAAGGAAGAACUCCUCGUCUGAGUAUAUCGAGUAAUAAUCAACGUCGAUUAUCGAUCGUUGCGAAGAAAUUCGAUAAUGAAUAUCAUGAUCAACAAGUUCAAAUCAUUGAUUCUGAACUAUCACAACCGCUUCCUAAUCCUGACGGAAGAACCAAUCAACGUCGACUAACACAAAUUAUUUGUCUAGUUGAUGAUAGUCCAAAAAUUGUUGUCAAACCAAAAGGUUGUUAUCUCUUACUAUUCAUUGCCGAACCGAUUCUCAUUGUUUGUCUUCUCUUUCCACUGCUUGUUCUCUUUUGGGAUUGUGGAUGGAAUCUUACUGUUACUAUGCUUAAUUCAUUAAAUGGCUACCCAUUGACAUAUAAUCUCGAUGGAGAAGAUUAUACUGAUGCAGGAUAUGGUGAAUAUUCACCUCAAUCAUUAAUCGUUCCUUAUGUGAUCGUUGAAAUUUUAUUUCUCAUUUUCUAUGUUGGUCAAGAUCUAUUCUACAAUUUUCUCAAACGACAACAUAUUCUUGUCAAGAUGAUUCUUUUGAAAAUUCAUAUAUUGAUUUUGGCAUUUAUGUAUAUUUUUCAAUGGGAAAUGAUUUGGACUAUUUUAGAUCAAUACACUUCACAAGAAUGGGCAUUUAUGAUGCUUCUAUCAUUAGUAGCACUCUUCUUAUUGAUGGUUAUUACAGGAACUUUAUCGGAUAUGGUUUGUUCACCAUUUGUUGUCAGUUAUGAUUCGAUUGAAUAUUGUAUUCGAUUUGAAUGUCCUCUUGCAACAGAACAUGUAAGAAUUUUAUUGUCAAAAAAAAAAGCAUACUGA